Aspergillus novofumigatus IBT 16806 is the source of this 1090-nucleotide messenger RNA. RefSeq names its product ribosome biogenesis protein RRS1. Lineage: Eukaryota; Fungi; Ascomycota; Eurotiomycetes; Eurotiales; Aspergillaceae. The record is from RefSeq and is a predicted model, not a curated record. Gene Ontology annotation, cellular component: preribosome, large subunit precursor; nucleolus; nucleus. Gene Ontology annotation, biological process: ribosomal large subunit biogenesis; endonucleolytic cleavage in ITS1 to separate SSU-rRNA from 5.8S rRNA and LSU-rRNA from tricistronic rRNA transcript (SSU-rRNA, 5.8S rRNA, LSU-rRNA); ribosome biogenesis. Bases 84 to 746 code for a protein of 220 amino acids. The transcript is spliced from 2 exons. Gene Ontology annotation, molecular function: protein binding.
CUGAUCGUCUACAUUUCGCAGUUUCCAACCUCACCGGUAUAUAUCGCCGUUCUUUCAAGAAUCGGCAUCGUACCCUUAUCACAAUGACUGAAGUCGAAAUGGCGACCGCUGCCUCUGAGGCUAAGCCCAAACCCGAGAGACUUCCUGUCACAGUCUCCAAGCCCACGCCGUACACUUUCGACUUGGGUUACCUGAUGGCCAAUGAUCCUAACCCCCUUGAACUCCCCCGCUCAGAGCCCUUGAACGCCUCUCUGAAGGCCAUCGCGCGAGACGGCACCCAGUCCCUCCUCAACCAGCUCCUCACUACCUGCCCGAUUACAUCUUCCGCACAGAACGGUGUCCUCCUCACUCUCCCUCCCCCGGCGACUGUACUCCCGCGACACAAGCCCUUGCCCACACCCAAGCCACCUACCAAGUGGGAGCUGUUCGCCCGGAAGAAGGGUAUUGGCAAGUAUAGCAGCAAGCCUGGUGCUGCGUUGGCGGACAAGGAGCGCCGCAAGAAGCUGGUCUACGACGAAGAGAAGGGUGAAUGGGUACCUCGAUGGGGAUACAAGGGCAAAAACAAGUCGGAUGAUGAGUGGCUGGUAGAGGUCAACGAGAAGGACUGGAAGAAGGAAGAAGAGGCGGCGGCUAAGGGUAGUUCGAUCCGUGGCUUGUCGCGUGCCGACCGCAAGGAGAGAAUACGCCGCAAUGAGAGGAAGAUGAGAUCUAAUGAGCGGAGAUCCCGCAAGUCCGGUGGUGGAUGAGCAAGUAGACAUUACUUCGGAUGCACUAGACGAAGAUCGGAUCUUCGUUCGUUGUUCUUCUUUCAUGUCUCUCAAACACUGGGCUUGGCCAAAGAAAAGCAGGAGUUCGGAUUGGAGUCGCCGGUCUUUCUAUUGUUUAUAUCACUUUUACGGAUUUUCACUGUUGGACCAAACAAAACAAGAUCAGAUUAAUGCUUCAUACCCCGAUCGUUUGAGGUCUCAAAUGCAAAGGUGGUCUAGAACUACACUUUGCGACCAUUCACCUUCGUUUUGGUUUUGUACUCAAGUUGACCCAUAAGAGUUCCGUUUGGAUAUUUUACAAUAAGAGGCUGAUAGAGGCACAC